Schistosoma bovis is the source of this 4734-nucleotide messenger RNA. NCBI's taxonomy places the organism in Eukaryota, Metazoa, Platyhelminthes, Trematoda, Strigeidida, Schistosomatidae. The record is from the annotation of a GenBank genome assembly.
AAAGAAUAAAUUCUGUGGUACAACUGCGCAAACUUGUCAAAUAUAUUUUCUUUGAUUAAAACAACCGAAUCAUUUAGAGUAACAAUUGUUAUUCAUUCACAAAUCGUCCAAAGCAAUUUUAAACAGAAGAGGUGGAAAAAAAGUUACCACAACAGUUGCUGUAAUAAUCUUGAAUAGUCAGUUCCAACCAAGUCAAAAGCAACUGUUUAACAUUAUACAUACACGUGUGUAUAUACACUUAUCUACGAAAGUCAACUGUUCCAAAUAACAAUAAGAAUAUUAAUUGAAUAACUUCUUCUUCAACUUCGUGCAUAACCAAAAACUUGUACUUGUCAAACUGUGUCCAUCAGAUCUUAAAGAUUCAUUUAUACAAGGUCAUACAUUUAUAUUUUCUUUAUUCAAAGAUUCUGUACUAUUUUGAGAAGAUCAACAACUGUUCACGUUCACAACUAAUUGAACUAUCAUCAAUAUACUUCCAUUUUUAUGUAACCAGAAGAUAAAAAAAACAAGAAAAACUAUUUUCUCUCAAAGGAUUGUCCAAGAAUAUACAACAUUUCCCCACUGAUAAGAAAUAAAUUAUUAACUGGAAGAGGAAAACAGCAGCACUCAAAAACUGUUUAAUUUUUUCAUUAUAGUUAACAGUCAAAAAUUUCCUAUUUCCUCUUCGACAAUAUUCAACUCGUGUUGAAUCUUAUUACAUUUCCGGAUACAUACAUACAUACAUACAUACAUACACACGAAGAUAUACACAAUUACACUAAACCACAUUUGUGCGUACAUAGGAAAAAAUUCAGGUUAGCAGCUGACUCGAGUAAUACCAACUGUUGUCUUACACACGAAAAAACAACAGAAAUUGAUCAAAACUAUUGCGGUGAUUUCACCUGCUGACUUAUACCGCUUUUUAUCUGGAUAAGUAUUGAAUAAUAUUAUACGGUGAAACAGGAUAAUCGAUUUGCUUACUAUUCCCGUGUCCAAGUACCAACAAAAUUGAUUUUAUUCAAGUGAUCAGAUUAUUACAGAUUUGACAUUAUUAAUAUCAAUAACUAAUUGAUUUAUGCAUAAAUACACAUAUACAUAAAUCUUUGACAAGAAAGUUAACAGUUGUCCUUUUGUGUUAUUUGAAAAAUCCUCGGAAAAUUUUCUACACAUUUAAAAUCACGUGAACUCAAAAUUAUGAUUGGAGAAUAUGAUCAGUCACACCACCAUUUAAACAGUACAUUCACUAACUACAGUAAUAAUAGCAGUAUUAUAGUAGAUGAUAUACCUACCGAAUCCUGUCAAUUGUUAAAUUAUCCUACACAACUGAUUAAUAAUAAUAAUAAUGCAACAGCCAAAAAUUCGACACAUUUCACCUCAUCUAUCAAUCAUCAUCAUAUUGCAUUAACAAAUGAACAGGUGAGUUUCAAUGUAGAAAACAACUCCGAAUACAGUCAUAACAUAUUAGAUAGUCAAACUAAUCAUUAUGGACUAUCGUCUUCUACCAAUUCACCCUACGGGAAUUUGUCAAAUCAAUACUCGACUAAUUCACAUUAUACAACAAAUCAGCCGCAUUAUCCUAUUGUCACAUUGAAUAAUAAUAACAAUAACAGUGAUAAUCCAUUUAGAUGUGCAAAUUCAUUCAUUCCAUUAGUUAAUUCAAAUCACCAUUUGCCUUCUAUAUCAUCAUCAUUAUCACCAACCUCGACAACAACAACAGCGUCAGUGACAGCAGCAUCGUCAGUUACAGCAGAAACAUAUCAAACUAAUUUAUGUGAUCAAAUUGAGUUUUCACUGAAUUCUCAGUUCCUUCAACCGCCGACUGAAGAAUUUAUCACAGUAUUACCAAAUGAAACAGAAUUAAUAAAAACAUCUGUAUUGCGUCAUCUGGACCAUUAUUCACAGUUUGUAAAUCAGUCACCGUUUCAAACAUUAGUACAUCAGUUAGUAACCAAUACUACUAAUAAUAGCAGUAAACAUAACUUUGACAACAUUUCAACAUCGACAAUUGAUGAUGACUUAAUAUUAUGUCAUAAAACUAUUUUAUCUAAUCCACAUAAUAAUCAUGAGUUCCUACCACCAUCAAUGUACCAUUAUCAACAUGUUCCUGAAGGUGAACUUGUUAAAGUAGAAAGGCUAAAUGAUGCUGAUGAUAAUGAAAAUGAUGAUAACACUUAUCUACGUCAACAUAAACAGCAUCAACAAAGACAACAAUUAUUACAACCAAAUGAAUAUAAUACAUAUAUAAGAAACUCUCGACAGACUACAUUCAACAAUUUGAAGUCAUCUUAUCCUGAAAAUUAUGUUUCCAAUGAACAGACAAUAAUUCCAUCAUCAAUUAUAAUACCUUCGAUUACAAGUGAUGAAUUUAGUUUAUCAACUAAUUGGACACCAGAUAAGAUGAAUAUGUAUCCAGAUGAAAUAUCAUCAAUGUCACAACACCAACAUCGUCAAUCUAGUAAAUAUUUAACAUCGCCAAGUCAUUUCACAUCAACUCCAUUAUCAUCAGAAGCAAACUUUGGUAAUCGUCAAAUAGAUUAUUUGAACAACAGCAUUUAUAAUAGCCCUGAUCUGUUACAAAAUACAACACCACAACGUUUAUUAAUUACAGAAGCCAAACAACACGUGUCAAAUAUAUCCAAAUCUUUUGAUAACAAUGACAAUAGUAGUUGUAGCACUAAUAAUAAUAAUAUAUAUUGUCUGCCAGUUUCUACACAAAUCGCUACCACUCCCAUUACCACAACAAGUGAGAAUUCUGUGAGUGUUUUUAAUCAAACACAGCUCCUUUUUGAUGGGUCCUCUUCAACUUCAUCAGCUGCAUCGAGAUCUUCAAGUUCACUUGGCAACGCAUCGUCAGAUAAUAAUAACAAUUCAGGGAAAAGACCUCAUUGCCUAUUAAAUGAAUUUCAGACUCAUCUACAAAGCACAAUUAAUAAAAAUACUUGUCAAAAAUCGGAACUUGUCAGCAAUCCACCAGCAUCUUACAUAACUAAUAACAGUUUCCAUAUAACAUCGCCAUCACAUAAUACAUCAAUAGAAAAGACUGAUAAAUAUACAAAUCCGGAUUCAAAUAAAUCAUCUAUUGACACAGAACAAAUAAUAAGUGAAAAAACUAAAAACGAUAGACGAAAACAAACAGAACUGCCAACAACUAAUCCUACAGUUACAUCACUAAAACGUACUAAAUCAAUGAUGCAUUCAGACUCAACAACGAUGCCACUGAAACCUGAACGACCAAGUAUACAGCAACAAGCAACCUCAUCAUUACGUAAACGUGGUCGUUAUUCUCGUAUGAAACAAGCAGAAAUGAGUAUAGAUAAACAUCAUUUGAUCAAUACAGCAAUAAAUGAAUUACAAACUUCACAGUCAACGAUGAAAACAGUAGUAAUGAAGUCGAAUAUAUGCGAUGAUACAAGUAGUAGUACAGAUGACGAAUCUGAUUCAGAUAAUGAUGACACUGAAGAAACUAAAGAAGAGCAUGUUAUUGCACCUGGUUCACAUGGACAGUGUCUACUAUGGGCAUGUAAAGCAUGUAAGAAGAAAACAAUGCAAGUUGAUAGGAGAAAAGCUGCAACAAUGCGUGAACGACGUCGUUUACGUAAAGUUAAUGAAGCAUUUGAAACAUUAAAAAAACGUACAUGCGCUAAUCCAAACCAACGUAUGCCAAAAGUGGAAAUUUUAAGAAAUGCUAUAGAUUAUAUCGAAAAUUUAGAAGAUAUGUUACAACAGAAUGGCGUUAUACCAAUGGGUAUGACACCGUUAACAUCAGCAUUGAAUGUAGCUACUACAUCUCAAAAUGAUAUUAACAAGAGUAGUGCAAUUAACCGUAUAACUCAAUGCAAUUCAUCUGCAACAACUUCUGCAAGUAGUUUAAACAAUUAUCAUCAUUCUAAUACAUCUAUAAAACAACCAAAAACAACUAUCAACAAUAAAUAUGGUAAAGAACAAAAUGAAACAUCUUCAUCAGUGACAAAUCAACCCCAUUUAUCUAAUAAUAACAGAUGCCUAUUAACUUAUACAUGUUCUCAAGAUAGUCCUAAUUUAUCGAAUUUCAGAUGUGAUUUUAAUUUAGAAAAUGGGAAUAGACAUGAUUCUACAGAUUCUCUUACAGAUUUGUCACUUGGUAGUUUACCGACAGAAUGCAGACCUGAAGAUCAACUAAAUACAAUGCAUAAUUCAAUAUGUUCCCUUAUUCCAACAACAAAGGAUUCUAAAUUAAUCGAUUUUAACAGUAAUUAUUCACAGACAACCACGUGGAAUAUGUGUACACCUUACGAAACGCUGGAUAGUUUAAAAACCGGUGAUCAGGCACAACCUAUUUUAGUAUCAGACAAUCGAACUACUUUACAAUGUAAUAAAAGUAUUGGGAUUCCAUUAGCUGGACAUUAAUCUAGUCAAAUGAAAUGUUGAAUGCUUCAAUUAAAGAAAAUAACAAAAAACCUAAUAUAUUUAAACAAGAGUUUAAAUACAAAAAAAACAAUACUUUAUACAUAUAUAUAUUUCGAUAGUGAAGUCUAUCGUAACUCUAAUGGUUACUAUCCAUAUGGGAAAUUUCCAUUGAAUUCCAUUUAUCAAAAUAGGAAAAUUUUUAUUUAAAAGGAAAUUGAAUUCUGUACAUAAUUUUUAAUUAAAUUAAUUAUCUUGCAAAAAUAUUUUAAAAAAACAUUAUACAAUUUUAUAUUUUGGAACGAUGUACCAUUAAUGCUAAUAACUGAUUAUAAUCAUUAAUAAAAAAUAAAAAAUAAAGUAAUAUAUUUA